This is a messenger RNA of Strigops habroptila (Kakapo), 4526 nucleotides long. It is a transcript of the gene ARHGAP39, whose product is annotated as Rho GTPase activating protein 39. The coding region runs from base 269 to 3586 and encodes 1105 amino acids. The record is from RefSeq and is a predicted model, not a curated record. Gene Ontology annotation, molecular function: GTPase activator activity; protein binding. Gene Ontology annotation, cellular component: cytoskeleton; cytoplasm. The transcript has 11 exons. Gene Ontology annotation, biological process: signal transduction. Lineage: Eukaryota; Metazoa; Chordata; Aves; Psittaciformes; Psittacidae.
UGUCGCUGGUGACGGCGGGGACGCGGCGCGCGCGGGCGCGCCGGCGGCGGCGGCGGCCUUAGUCGGCGGCGGGGGGCGGCCGCGGGGGGUCACCGGGGGCACCGGGGGGUGGGGGGGUCCGUGCGGGUUCGUUUACCCGGGGUGGGGGGGGGACGGACACGGACCAUGGGAGGCCGAACCGGGACCGGAGCCGCCGCCGCCACCACCACCACCACCACCACCGCCGCCGCUGCUGCUGCUGCUGCCCUGCGGUAGGACCGCCGGGAACAUGGCGGAGAGGCUGGAAUGGGUGGAAAUCAUCGAGCCUCGCACGCGGGAGCGCAUGUACGCCAACCUCAUCACGGGGGAGUGCGUGUGGGACCCCCCCGCAGGGGUGCGCAUCAAGCGCACCAAUGAAAACCAGUGGUGGGAGCUCUUCGACCCCAACACCUCCCGUUUCUACUACUACAACGCCACCACGCAGAGGACCGUGUGGCACCGGCCCCAGAACUGCGACAUCAUCCCCUUGGCCAAGCUGCAGACCCUGAAGCAGAACACGGAGUCACCGAGGGCUUCCACGGAGAACAGCCCCGGCAGGAGCAGCAAUGUCAGCAGGGAAGGAAGCACCAGCUCCUCCUUGGAGCAGGAGCUGGAGGGCAGCGAGAAGGUGCAGGAGCAGAGGUCGAGCCGUCAGACAACCCAAUAUGCUGUAGUGAAAGAGGAAACGGAAAGCUCGUCGCCUUCUGGAGUGUUUGAGAAGGAAUAUGACAUUUAUCGGGAUUACAGUGCAGAAGGUCAACUCCUCCACUACAGGACAUCAUCCCUACGAUGGAACGCCGGCACCAAGGAGCGGAUGCUGAUCAAGGUGACGGACCGCGAGCCCAGCUUCCUCAUGCACCAAGGCAACGGCUUCACCCCCGACAACCAACCGGGGACCCGCUCGCGGCGACCCUCGGGUGGCCAACAGUCACCCAACCUCCAAACCUUCACCCCCGACGCCGACAACUCCGUGUUCUUCCCCGAGAGGAAGCAGUCACCCUUCCUGAAGAGGGCCGAGCACGUCGGGAGCUGCUCCCCACUGCUGGGCCGAGGGGACUCCUUCUGCUCCCCGCUCCAAGCCCAGCACCGCAAACACUCCAGCGAGUCUCAACCCUCCUCACCCCGCUACGCCUACGAGCCCCCUCUCUACGAGGAGCCCCCCAUGGAAUACCAAGCACCCAUCUAUGAUGAACCCCCCGUGGACAUGCAGUAUGAAGCCAGUGGGAGCUACAAAGCCGGCUCGCCACAGAAGUCGCCCAUCAGGAAACCUCAUCCCUUCCUUCAGUCGCCCAAGCAAGGCUCCAACUCGCCCUACCAGCAGUUGGUGCUCACCAAACAGAAGUGUCCCGACCGGUUCAUGAGCUUGGAGUACAGCCCCGCUGGCAAGGAAUAUGUCAGGCAACUGGUCUACGUGGAGCAAUCGGGCUCCAGCCCCAAGAUGAAGACGGGGUUGAGGCACAAAUACUCCCCCAACCCCAUCGGUGGCUCCUACUCGUUGCAGCACAGCCCUUGCUUGGUCAGGGACCAACGUUUGGAGAUCAAAUCAGGUGAUUACAGCAGCAUGGAAGGACCUGAGUUCUGCCCUGGCCCAGCCAGUGGCCAGGUAGCCCAGGGUGAGGACUCCAUGUCAUGGUCCAGCCAACAGGACACCAUGUCCUCCACUGGCUACUCGCCCUCUACCAGGAAGAGGAAGAGCCGAAAGCCUUCCCUAUCCCAUGAUCCCAACACCUCCUCCACGGAUGGAUCAGGGGACAGGGAGGUGUUGGGGGAGCAGAUGCUGGGUGAGGAACGAGCCACCCCGGGUCCCAACAGGUCACCGUUGAACCGCACGGAGACCAAGGCGGUGGAGGCUGAGGUGGCACGAGGCUUCCCGGAGCCCUUCCUGGCACAGGCCCGCCUGGCUUGGGAAGCCCAACAAGCCCAUUAUCACAUGAAGCAACGGAGCAGUUGGGACUCCCAGAAGGAUGGUUCUGGCUAUGAGAGCGAUGGAGCCCUCCCUCUGCCCAUGCCGGGUCCGGUGGUGAGAGCCUUCAGCGAGGACGAAGCGUUGGCGCAGCAGGAGAACAAGCACUGGAAGAGGAACACCUUCGAGAAGUUGGGCUUCCCCCAGAUCCUGCUGGAGAAGAGCGUCUCCGUGCAGACCAACCUGGCUUCACCCGAGCCCUACCUGCAUCCAUCUCAGUCGGAGGACCUGGGUGCCUGCGCGCAGUUCGAGAGCAGCAGACAGACCAGGAACAUGAUGCCCAGCGCCAGCUGCGUCUUCCCCACCUUCAACCUACGGAAGCCUUCCUCGGAGACGGACAUUGAGAACUGGGCCUCCAAGCACUUCAACAAGCACACCCAAGGGCUCUUCCGUAGGAAGGUGUCCAUCGCCAACAUGCUGGCCUGGAGCAGCGAGUCCAUCAAGAAACCCAUGAUCAUGACCAACGACCGCAACGUCAAGAAGGAAGCUUGUGAGAUAUUUAAACUGAUUCAGAUGUACAUGGGGGACCGACGGGCCAAGACGGACCAGCUCAACGUGGCUUUGGAGAUCGCCACCAAGGGUUGGAGCAUGCAGGGGCUGAGAGAUGAGCUCUACAUCCAACUGUGCAGGCAGACCACCGAGAACUUCCGAUACGAGAGCCUGGCCCGGGGCUGGGAGCUCAUGGCCAUUUGUUUGGCCUUUUUCCCACCCACUCCCAAAUUCCAUUCCUACCUAGAAGGAUAUAUCUACAGGCACAUGGAUCCAGUGAAUGACACCAAAGUGACCCGGCACAUAAACGACCUCCUGGAAAGGACCAAUAAGAAGAAACCCAAAUUGAGAAAGAAACCCAAGCCCCAGCUCGAGGAGCUCGAGGGGGUGGCAAUAAGCACUUACGCCAAGUACUGCUACAACAAGCUGCAGAAGGCAGCUCUGACGGGCGCCAAGAAGGGCCUGAAGAAGCCCAACAUCGAGGAGAUCCGCCACGCCAAGAACGCCGUCUUCAACCCGUCCAUGUUCGGCAGCUCCCUGCAGGACAUCAUCAACAUGCAGAAGGAGAAGUACCCGGAGCGGCAGCUGCCCUGGGUGCAGACGCGCCUCUCCGAGGAGGUCCUGGCCCUCAACGGCGACCAGACCGAGGGCAUCUUCAGGGUCCCCGGUGACAUCGACGAGGUCAACGCGCUCAAGCUCCAGGUGGACCAAUGGAAGAUCCCAACGGGCUUGGAGGACCCCCACGUCCCCGCCUCCCUGCUGAAGCUCUGGUACCGGGAGCUGGAGGAACCCCUCAUCCCCCACGAGUUCUAUGAGCAGUGCAUCACCCACUACGAGAACCCCGAGGCGGCCAUCGCCGUUGUCCACUCUCUGCCCAGGAUCAACAAGAUGGUGCUGUGCUACCUCAUCCGCUUCCUACAGGUGUUCGUGCAGCCGGGCAACGUGGCGGUCACCAAGAUGGACGUCAAUAACCUGGCCAUGGUGAUGGCCCCCAACUGCCUGCGCUGCCAAUCGGACGACCCCCGGAUCAUCUUCGAGAACACGCGGAAGGAGAUGUCCUUCAUCCGGGUGCUCAUCCAGCACCUCGACACCAGCUUCAUGGAGGGCGUCCUAUAGCACCCGCCACCCGAGGUCCCCCCGCGCGCCUCCUCCACCCCACAUGGACCCCACCAGCGGAUGGGUGCUGGGGGGUGGUGGCACCUUCACCAGCCCCGGCCCCUCGUGCAGUGAUGAGACAUGGGAUCAACCAAGCCCCAUCCUGACCUUCUCACUGGGCACCUCUUGACCAGCCGGAGGGGUUGGCCGUGGUGGGGGUCACCAAGGGAUUGGCCUUGAUGGGGUCACCAAGGGAUUGGCCAUGGUGGGGUCACCAAGGGUUGGCCAUGGUGGGGAUCACCAAGGGGUUGGCCAUGGUGGGGAUCACCAAGGGACGGCCUUGAUGGGGUCACCAAGGGAUUGGCCAUGGUGGGGUCACCAAGGGUUGGCCAUGGUGGGGAUCACCAAGGGGUUGGCCUUGAUGGGGUCACCAAGGGUUGGCCAUGGUGGGGGUCACCAAGGGUUGGCCAUGGUGGGGUCACCAAGGGAUGGCCAUGGUGGGGUCACCAAGGGUUGGCAGCACCCAUGGGAUGGGUGAGGAGCAUCCCAUGGGCAACGCUUCCAUCCGUCCUGGGUGGCCCGUGUGGUCAUGGGUGGCAGUGAGGACCUGGUGGCAUCUGAGCAGGAUCGGGGUCCAUCAACAUCUAUGUUGGGGUUGGGUGGCUGGUCGAGAGCGGAGCUGUGGGGCAGCCGUGGGGCAGCCAUGGGGCAGGGAGGACCUCCAGGUGCUGAGCUGAGCCCAUGGAGAAGGCGGCACAUGGGGACCAGAGGGACCAGGAGGGUCCCAGCCCAUAGAGAAGGAGACCAUUGGCACAACCGGAGCUGGGUGCACCCAGGGGUGGUGCUGGGGGGUCCCUUUGGGUGCUGGGGUCCCUUUGGGUGGCUCAUUGAGGCCGGGUGCCCACCUUUGGGUGCUGGAGGAGCUGGUGGCAGGUCGCUGCCCACCCACAUCAUGGUGACC